AUGUCAGGUAUGACUUCUGUUUUAACGCAAGUUAAUUUAAUUUUAGAAAAUACAUUCUACGAUGUAAUUGUUUUGACGGAAACCUGGCUCCGUCCUCAUCAUCUUGACUUAGAAAUUGCCUCUUCCUUAUGGAACAUCACUAGAUUUGAUCGCCCAAAUGACGGUAAAGGUGGUGGAGUAUUAAUUGCCGUUAAAACAUCAUUAUCUUGCUCUACAAUUAAUCUUGAUCUAUCCGGCCUGAACACUUUCACGUCCCAGCAAUGCUGGAUGAAAAUAAUUUUGAACAACAAAGACGUAUAUAUAGGAGAUUUUUAUCUCAGAAAGAACCAAUCCACAGAAGAUUACAUCGCUUUUAUUCAGAGAUCAAUGGCACUACUCGACGGCAUCAAAGACGAAGACAUUUGCUUCAUUUUUGGUGAUUUUAAUCUGUCAAAUUUGUGCUGGGGAAAAAUUGAUCCUGACGAUUGCUAUUACGCUCCAAGCAACAUAACAACUGAACUGGAGGAGAACGUACUCCAAAUGUUUGCUGAUCGUGGCUUUGGACAAAUCUGCGACUUAUCUAACAACUCAGGUAAUGUCCUUGACCUUGUCUAUACUAAUGCAAUCGAUAAUUUUGAGCUAUCGGAAGUCGACUCCAUAUUUGGAAAAACAAGUGUCCAUCACAGAUGUAUAGCUGUAAAUUUUUUAUAUGCUUACCGAAAGUUACCCGAUACUGUCUCAAAUAAAAUUAUUCACGAUUUUGAACAUGCCGACUACGACUCUAUUUUCGAAUUUCUUCGUAACACUGAUGUAUCUUCCGAAGCGACUGUGGAUGAAAUUGCAGAUGACUUUGAAAAACGACUUUUAUUGGCGAUCGACACUUAUGUUCCCAAAAAGAUUGUUAUGACUAGAAACAAAGCUCCAUGGCAUGACUCGACAUAUUUUCGUUUAAAAAAUAGAAGGAACCGUGACUACACGAGAUGGAAAAAAAGUAAUUCAGAUGAGCUGAAACUAAUUUUCCUCAAAAGCCGUUCUGACUUGGAUACAUACGACGCACAGGCGUAUGAAAAUUAUGUGAGAAAUUCAGCAAACGCAAUUAAAUCUCAACCAAAGAAGUUCUGGAAGUGCCUUGAUCAUAAACGGCAAAUAAGAGGGUAUCCUAAUUCAAUGAGCUAUAAAAACGUCUUUGUUAACGAUUCUCACAAUAUAUGUAACUCAUUCAAAGAAUUUUUCGCGACAGUGUAUGAAGAGGAUCAUUUUGUAGACACUGCUAUGAAUGAACAUAUACAACUAGACGAGUAUUUGACUGACUUUACCAUAUCAAGAGAUGUACUUCUCCUUGAAUUGAAAAAUCUCGAUGCUAAUAAAGGACCCGGUCCUGAUGGUAUUCAUGCUGCCUUUCUUAAGAAAACUGCUGAUGUAAUUGUCGAUCCAUUAUUGAACAUAUUCAAUAUGUCAUUGAACAAGGGCUAUUUUCCGAAAAAUUGGAGAUCUUCUAUUGUCGUUCCCAUUUUUAAGUCAGGCGACAGAUCGAAAAUCGAAAAUUAUAGAGGAAUUGCAAUUUUGAACACAAUUGCAAAAUUAUUCGAGAAAAUAGUCGCGGAUCAUCUUGCGAAAUUCCUUUCGCGGAAAAUUGAUGUUCAUCAGCAUGGCUUUCGAGCUGGGCACUCGACUUCAUCAAAUUUGUGUCAAUAUGCAUCAAAUCUGCUGCUAUCCUUGGAAAACAACAAACAAGUCGACGCUAUUUAUACAGACUUUUCCAAGGCGUUUGACAAAGUGAACCAUAAAUUAUUACGCAGAAAAUUAGUCAAAAUUGGAGUCCGCGGAAAAAUUUUAGACUGGAUUUACACAUACUUGAGCAACCGUACUCAAAAGGUCAGACUCAACGGAGUUUUUUCAGACUCUCUUGCAGUCACUUCUGGCGUACCUCAAGGAAGUCAUCUGGGACCUAUUUUGUUUAUCAUUUUCAUCAAUGACCUGUCUCAACAUAUCUUGAAUUGUCACUAUUUGUUAUAUGCUGAUGACAUGAAAAUUUAUAAAAUUGUCAAUGAAACAUCAGACACGCAGCUAAUACAAGAUGACCUUAAUCGAAUAAAUACCUGGUGCACUAAAAAUCUAAUGUUCCUGAACGUCUCAAAAUGUAACACAAUUACGUUCACUAAAAAAAGAAAAGAGAAUAUCAUUGCAUCUGACUACUAUAUUAAUGACGUUUCAUUAAAAAGAGUGCAAUCCGUUAAUGACCUUGGCGUUACAUUCGACUAUAAAAUAAACUUCAAUUCGCACGUCGACAAAAUUGUUAACGAAAGCCGUCGAGUGUUGGGUUUUAUCAAACGCAGAGCCAAAGAAUUCAAAGACCCAUUUGUUACUAAGAUACUGUACCAAUCACUAGUCAGAUCAAAAUUGGAGUAUGCUUCAGUUGCUUGGAACACAAGCGGUGCAACUAAAUCUUCAAAAAUUGAGUCGAUCCAAAAGCAAUUUUUGUUAUUCGCCCUCAAAAAUCUUGGAUGGCGAAGAGACACCUACGCUCUUCCAGCGUACACCGACAGAUUAAAACUGUUAAACAUGGAGACUCUGGAGCAG
Messenger RNA from Culicoides brevitarsis, 2559 nucleotides. RefSeq lists its product as uncharacterized. The transcript has a single exon. The record is from RefSeq and is a predicted model, not a curated record. Gene Ontology annotation, molecular function: catalytic activity. NCBI's taxonomy places the organism in Eukaryota, Metazoa, Arthropoda, Insecta, Diptera, Ceratopogonidae. The annotation marks the transcript as partial.